AUGCACAGAAGAGUAGCUCAAACAGUUGCUGCAGUGUUACCUCACAGGGCAAGUCAACGCCCAUGGGAUCCAGACUCCGAGGCGGGUGAAAUUGCGGCUGAAAGCCCUGAGGGUCCGACCUUGGACGACAACGCUUAUACUGACCUUGGUUUUGCACGUAUGAGUUCACCAGUCGAUAGUAUUGCGAGCGGCCCCAGGAGUAGUCCUGACGCGCCACAGGAAGAGCAGGACGGCGCCGACGACGACAACGACGACGUUGAGUGGGAGUUGCAAAAUAAUGGAUUAUAUAUCGGUUCCUACUUUCGAGUACUCUUGUUGAAUGCUUGCGUUCCUGUUUUCGCAGUCGUCACCUUCGCUGUCCUAGCACUCCUGCCCGACUUGGCCUGGCCCAUAGCAGAUUUCCCUUCUACAUACCCAGCAUCUUUCCCCUUUCCAUUACCUGAAAUACUUCUUUCUAGCGCAUUCUUCAGUCAAGCCCAUCUCCUUCGCGUCCCUCUCUUCUCAUUCGCAUCCCUCCUACUCCCCGCAGAGUCUGCAUGUCUUGCAUCCACAUUCCUCCAUGUCCUCAUCACAAACGGCCUUCGUCUCGCAGCUCUCGCAAUCCUGCAAGUCAGGCACACAAUGGAUUAUCCCAUCCCCACUUGCCAGGACCCUGCAUUCCGCACCGUAUGGUGGCUUUCACUCAAUUUUGCAGAAGUGCUUGCUGCCAUAGUACAGGGGUACCAACAGCUCGCUCUCUACCGCGAUGUCAUGGUCCCAGAAGGACGAGAAAUUGAGUUCCUCGAGCGUCUGAAAUCUGGGUCUCUCGACGAAACAGUAGCGUAUUCACCAGAACAGGAGGCAUUCGAAGAUGAAUUGGAGGACGGAGAGGCCCGAAGCGUGGAAUCACGGAUCGAUCGUGGGGUGGAGAAGUUGCUUGUAAUAAAGAUGAGAGAGGAACUCGAAGAGGUCUACGGGCUUCCUGUCAUCAAAAUCCCAGUCAUCAUAUCGUGCCUCCAGCGCUUCAACUCCAUCAUCCUAUCUAUAGGCCUAAACCUCCUCCUCUCCGCAGCCUACCUCCGCUCCCCGCUAUCCAUCCCCACAUCAGACCAAUUCUCCAUUCGGUCCUACAUCAGCUCACACGUGCCCUUCGUCAUCACCACCCCCCUAGUGCUACUCCUCCACGCAUCCCUCGCAGCGCUGCACACACCAGCGGUACUGCCUCGUAUAGGCGUGCACACCGCUGCGUAUGUAGGCGUGUUGGUAGGCAUCAUGAGCUUCUUCGCGGGGUUGGCUGUUUGGGGCGCGUUGUCGUGA
Messenger RNA from Suillus clintonianus, 1296 nucleotides. RefSeq lists its product as uncharacterized. The transcript is spliced from 3 exons. Bases 1 to 1296 code for a protein of 431 amino acids. The record is from RefSeq and is a predicted model, not a curated record. Lineage: Eukaryota; Fungi; Basidiomycota; Agaricomycetes; Boletales; Suillaceae.